AUGAGGUUUGAUGAUUCUACACAGGAAGCGGAUGCAAAGUUAGCUGCAGGGCCUUCUAUUGCCAGUUGCCAACACCUGAGUGUAGCAACUCGAGUCUUAGCCAUCAAAGGAAAUAGCUAUAGUCAUGAGAAGCUGGGAGCAAACAAGUUCUCACAGAGGCAGCCUAUAGGGACAGCAGCACAAAGCCAAGACAAGGCCUACGAGGAGCCACCAUCAGUGACCUUGUUUGAGCCUGAUUUCAUGGCCACCUUCCCAUUCCUCUGCAUCACCAUCCUCACUGUCAUGGGUGUCAAAAGGCCACCUACCAUGUGUGCCAGUGUGGGGGCAAUCUGUGGGGCUGGUGCGGUGAAAGGAUUCCAAAAGGGCCCUUACCAGAUGUUGGGUGGGGGAGCCAAUGUUGUGAAGCACGGCUACACCAAGGGAGAUGGUUUGUGUGCUGAGAUUGUGGGCACCUUUGUUCUUGUCUACACUGUCUUUUCUGCCACUGAUGCCAAGAGAAAUGCUAGAGAUUCUCAUGUGCCUAUCCUUGCACCUCUCCCAAUUGAGUUAGCUGUGUUCCUAUUGCAGUUGGCCACCCUCCCCAUCAUUGAAAACGACAUCAACACAGCCAGGAGCCUUUUAGCUGCCAUCAUCUACAAAAAGGACCAUGCGUGGGAUGACAAUUGGAUAUUCUAGGUAGGCCCAUUCAUUGGGGCAGCGCUUGCAGUUGUGUACCAUCAGAUUGUGGCAAGGGCAAUCCCAUUCAAGGCCAAGGCUUAGAUUCUCUAUCAUCAUCACUCUCUCUCUCUUCUCGGGUUUUCUUUCUUUGUCAUUCUCCUUGUGUAAUCCUCUGUGUGUGUGUGUGUGUGUGGUUCCCAUGUUGUCCUUUUGGAUGGAUGAGGUGUGGAGCAUUUUGAAGAUGAACGUGGUAUUGAUAUUGGUGAUGAUUGUAAGGUUAUGCUGUCUUGUUUGCUGCCAAAAGAAAAAGAAAAACAGAGAUGUAGUCAUGUGACCAAAAUGGUUCCUUGGAGUAUGAUAUCUAAUGCAAACUCACUAGAAUAUUGGACCUUUGCUCCGAAGGUUUGUU
Molecule: messenger RNA, 1066 nt
Organism: Magnolia sinica
Lineage: Eukaryota; Viridiplantae; Streptophyta; Magnoliopsida; Magnoliales; Magnoliaceae
Product: probable aquaporin PIP1-4
Exons: 4
Coding region: 1-675 (224 amino acids)
Biological process (GO): response to water deprivation; transmembrane transport
Cellular component (GO): plasma membrane; plasmodesma; vacuole
Molecular function (GO): water channel activity
Source: RefSeq, a predicted model, not a curated record